Messenger RNA from Brassica oleracea var. oleracea, 2712 nucleotides. RefSeq names its product pentatricopeptide repeat-containing protein At3g16610. The coding region runs from base 33 to 2000 and encodes 655 amino acids. Gene Ontology annotation, molecular function: RNA binding; protein binding. The record is from RefSeq and is a predicted model, not a curated record. The transcript has a single exon. Gene Ontology annotation, biological process: RNA modification. Lineage: Eukaryota; Viridiplantae; Streptophyta; Magnoliopsida; Brassicales; Brassicaceae.
UGGGAACUUGGCAAGUGAAUCCUACUCCUCCGAUGUUUCUAAGCCUUCUCGACUCAUGUAUCGGAUCACAGAAUCUAAUCCUAGGUCAGAUCAUUCACCAGCACCUUCUCAAACGCGCCCUCACGCUCACUUCCCCUUCCGUGCUCGUCAAACUAACGCGUCUCUACGCUUCAUGCAACGAAGUAAAACUUGCACGCCACGCGUUCGACGAAAUUCCUCACCCAAGAACCAAUCCUAUUCCGUGGGACGUGAUGAUCAGAGCCUACGCAUCGAACGAUCACCCGGAGAAAGCUUUGGAUUUGUAUUACAAGAUGCUGAGUACAGGCGUUAUGCCCACGAAGUACACGUACCCUUUUGCCCUAAAGGCGUGUGCUGGUCUGCGAGCGGUAGAAGAUGGUAAGCUGAUACAUACGCAUGCAAAAGGUAGUGGCUCUAGUGAUGAUUUGUAUGUGUGUACUGCCCUAGUCGAUUUCUAUGCUAAAUGUGGGGAAAUCGAUAUGGCCACCCACGUGUUCGACGAAAUGCCGGAGAGAGAUGUUGUUGCUUGGAACGCUGUGAUUUCUGGGGUUUCUUUGUAUUGCGGUUUAGCUGAUGUUAUUGCAUUGUUUAAGGAUAUGCGUAGAAGAGAUGGGCUGAGCCCUAAUUUAUCCACCAUCGUUGGGAUGUUUCCUGCAUUAGGAAGGUCUAGUUGUGCUUUGAAAGAAGGGAAGUCACUUCAUGGGUACUGCAUAAGAAUGGGGUUUAGUGAUGAUGUUGUUUUCAAGACGGGGAUCUUGGAUGUUUAUUCGAAAAGCAAGUGCAUUGUCUACGCGAGGAGAGUUUUUGAUUCGAACUGUUUAAAGAAUGAGGUGACAUGGAGUGCUAUGAUUGGAGGGUACAUAGAAAAUGAGAUGAUGAUGGAAGCUGGGGGAUUGUUCUUGCAGAUGUUGGAUCAUGGAGAUGUGGCAGUUGUGACGCCGGUGGCCGUUGGGCUUAUUCUGAUGGGUUGUGCGAGGUUUGGAGAUGUGAAUGGAGGGAGAUGCGUACAUUGUUACGCGGUUAAAGCUGGCUUUAUCUCAGACCUAACCGUUGGAAACACCGUAAUUUCGUUUUACGCCAAGUAUGGAAGCUUAUGUGAUGCUUAUAGGAAGUUUAGUGAGAUUGACUUGAAAGAUAUUGUUUCAUAUAACUCUCUCAUCUCUGGCUGUGUUGAGAACUGUCGCGCCGAAGAGAGUCUGUGUCUGUUUCGUGAUAUGAAAUGUUCUGGAGUUGGUCCAGAUAUAACAACGUUGCUAGGUGUUCUGACCGCUUGCUCUCACUUGGCUGCUUUGAGACACGGUUUCAGUUGCCACGGGUACUGUGUUGUUCACGGCUAUGCUGUUAAUACAACCAUUUGUAACGCAUUGAUGGAUAUGUACACAAAGUGCGGGAAGCUCGAUGUCGCCAAGAGAGUUUUCGACACCAUGCAUAAGCGGGAUACAGUUUCGUGGAACACAAUGAUGUUUGGAUUUGGAAACCAUGGCCUUGGCAAAGAAGCUCUUUCUCUGUUCGAUAGUAUGCGGAACGCAGGUGUGAGCCCAGACGAUGUGACUUUUCUUGCUCUUCUGUCUGCUUGUGGCCAUUCAGGACUUGUGGAUGAAGGGAGACAAGUGUUCAGCUCUCUGUCUCGCGGAGAUUUUAACGUCACCCCAAGGAUAGACCAUUAUAAUUGCAUGGCUGAUCUCCUAGCUCGUGCCGGAUACCUGGAUGAAGCUUAUGAUCAUGUCAACAAGAUGCCGUUUAAGCCAGACGUAAAUGUGUUGGGUACACUUCUCUCUGCUUGUUUGACGUACAAGAAUGUGGAGCUUGGGGAUAAAGUGUCGACAAAGAUGCACAGUCUUGGAGAAACAACAGGAGGCUUUGUUCUUCUAUCCAACACCUAUUCAGCUGUUGAGAGAUGGGAAGAUGCUGAGAGUAUUAGAACGACACAGAAGAAAACAGGGCUACACAAGAUCCCGGGUUAUAGCUGGGUCGAUGUUUAACUGAUAGAUUGGUUUGAGUAUUCGUGGAAGUCAGGCACUGUCACAAUUUUUCGCCAUCUAUGAUGGAUUCAAUGGAAGGGAUCAUGCUGCUUUGUAUAAGUCUAUUGUGUUUCACCUCCAGUUGCUUGAUCACCAAAUGAAGCAAAGCCUUGCGAGAAAUCGGGAUUGUUGUCAAACUCUUCUUCGUUUGAUUUGUUUAAACAAGGAGGGUUAGACUGCUUAAAACCGUGCGCUGUUUCAGGCGGAGAAUGAUGGUUGAGCAAGAAAUGGAAGAAAGACCGGAUUUAGUAUCUUCGCAACAUGAUAGCAGAGCUGUGCUAGCGACAUCCAACGGUAAUAAGGAAGCUGCAAGCUGUUCAACUAUCAGAGGAUCGAAGAAGCUAGGCUCUUGAGUGAACAAUUGAACAUCUUGAUGAUCGUUAUUGUUGGAGAAAAUCAAAGGAAAGCUUAGAAUUACUCGUGCUCUAGAUACGUUGCAUGAAAAUCUGAACGAUGAACUCAUGGGAAUUCUCAGGGUUCAUAACCAAUAUGCUAGUUACAUAAUCAAAUAUGAUGAGAUACUAAGUGAACGUGGCCAUUAGUUUUCAUAUUACUUUUUAUGUAGUGGGAAUAUGUUUCCUUAAGUUGAGGAUGUGUUGCUUCUUUCCCACGUUUCAUGUUUUAUUUCUUUAGUUUUGUAUUUAAGCAUCAGUUGGGAAGAGAAAGAAAGAAG